Messenger RNA from Dissoconium aciculare CBS 342.82, 6596 nucleotides. RefSeq lists its product as uncharacterized. The record is from RefSeq and is a predicted model, not a curated record. Lineage: Eukaryota; Fungi; Ascomycota; Dothideomycetes; Mycosphaerellales; Dissoconiaceae. The transcript has a single exon. Gene Ontology annotation, molecular function: guanyl-nucleotide exchange factor activity; small GTPase binding. Gene Ontology annotation, cellular component: plasma membrane; cytoplasm. Gene Ontology annotation, biological process: small GTPase-mediated signal transduction. Bases 290 to 6121 code for a protein of 1943 amino acids.
CUGGGAAACAUCCCGGCCGCCGUAUAAUCAGACCCAUUCCUGCCGGUCGAUCAUCUUCAUCAUCACCAUCUUUUUUACUCCCGCUGCCUCCACGGCAUCGCGCUCCCUUGUUCUCUGCGGAUCAGGCUGUACUUUGACUUGCCGCCAAUCAUCGGCAGAAAGGAGACUCGACACCGUAUUCGGCCAAUGCUCUUCUCCGCAUAUUAACAAGCUUGACAGCACGAUUCGCGGAUCUCCAUGAAGGCAAUCACGACCUGCAUGAAGUAAUAGCGCACAUACACCAACAGCUAUGCCUUGGAAACCACUCAAGUCGGUCGCGUUCGCGAUCUGCACUUAUCCAUUUCGCGCGACCGAGCCCGACGACCUACCGCUACAGAUUGGUGACCAUAUCUACAUCAUUGAGCAGGGGGGUAGUCGCAAUGAAUGGUAUCGCGGAUAUCUCGUCGCACCGCCGUCGUUGCUGGCUGGUCUUACGAGCGACCGAGGACAACCACUCGAACAUCGUGUGUUCUCAGGCAUUUUCCCUACCAAUUGUGUAGAGGUGCGAGAAAUUCUCGCCGACCCGCACGUCAAUGGCACUUCGGACGUACAUACAGACGAUGAGGAGGAUUGGAGGGAGCGGAGGAAGAGUCAAGUCUCAGCUGCACGGCGCAUGAGCAGGAAGCUGAGCUCCAAGAACCAUCGCGACAGUUCCAGAAAGCCAGGCGAGCUGAUGAUUCUCGAAGAUCCUGUGCCGCCAAUGCCAGGUGCUCCGAGACCACCUGCUCCUGUACCACUUCUCCGUGUCGGCGAUGAGUCUGGUAACUCAGCAGAAGAGCCACUAGUGGACGAGAUUGCAUCCUGUCUGAGAGAAUGGCACGACGCACGCCUCCACGAGAUCCUGCUUGCUCGUGGAUACACUCAGUUGGCAAGAGUUCAGGACUUGAUCAAACGCGUGGACAACAGCCGCAACCAAUUGAUGCACGACGUCAUGACGAUCAAAGAGUUGGCCGCGCUACGAGAGGAUACAGUCUGGGACUUGGUGGCGGGCAACAAACUGCUCAACGACGAAGUCAUUGUCCGCAGCUCCGCGCAGAAGGGCCGGAUUUUGACGGCAGAUGAUUCGGUUGUGGAGAUGACCAAGCUUCAAGCCAAUAUGAGCAUCCUUGACCGACCGCCGAAGAUUGUGGUAGACAAGCACAUGCUGUACCACCUUCUCGUUGAUGUGCGCAACAUUAUUUGUGAAACCGACCAGCCAGCCACACUUCAGAUGAGCCUCUUCGCCAAAGGUUAUGACGAGAAGCCCCGACCUAUAUCUGAGAAUUUUGCCAUCAAUCUGCCCGUACCUGACUUUCCCCAUCCGAUCGAGGACCAGACAAAAUGCUUGUUUGUCAACCUGAGUAAUUCCGAUGUCGGCAUAAGCGGCGACCUCACAAAACUCUACCUUGUGUUCAAGCUAUUGAAGGAUGAGCCAAUACGUCAGUCAUCUCCCUCACUAGGGUCAGCUCAACAGACUCCUGCAUCUAGCAACAUCGCGAAGCACGCAAGUAUCCGAGCCCGUCGCAGCGUUUUUGGCAGUCAAAGAAAGAAGGAAGGCCAUGGCCGCAAUAUUUCCAACGCGUCGACCCGGCCAGAUACUUCACUCUCGCUCCGCUCCGAUCCUGAGGCGCGCUCGAGCACUUCUGCCGAUCCACCGGUCUCGAUCGAGGGCAAAACAGUUCGACGUACAGUCGGCGUAGGUGCCAUCGAGGUGACCAAGAUCGCUCAGGCAAGCUCUAGUGCGGACAAGAUCAUAACUCUGUGGGUACCAGACUCAGAGGCAGAGGAUCGUAUGAGCUCGGAGGAAGACUGGACAGACAUCAUUCGAGAUCUCAUGCGCAGUGCAGUCGGUGGCUUCAGUCGCGUCGAGUACACCAAAAGAAUGGAGGUUUUCGUCAAAGGCUUUGCGUCACCAGAUGUCGCUGGCCUCGUCCGCAACACUCCGACUUUGCUCCACGACAUUUUGACCACUCCGAAGCUGGGAUUUUCUGGUGUGCCAACCGAAAAGCGGAGUGAUAUCUAUCUCACGUUGACGGAGCCUGUCGUCCCUCGUAAUGCGAGUCUCGCGCACUCAAAAUACGGAGCAGUACCGCUGGGCCACCGUUGCCAGACGAGCAUGGCAAACCUUCAGCUAACAUUGGAAGUUCGUCGCUCAGACGGCGAACGCAUCGAAGACUGCAUUUUCACAUCUUCAAACCAUCAAGGGCACACUGCAUGGCGUACUACUGGCAUUGAGCGGGGAGAAGGAUGGAAUCAGACCAUCAGGCUAUCCAUACCAGCUCACCUGGUACCAGGCUCUCAUGUUGUCAUGAGCAUCGCCGACGCGCCCAACUUCCCCUUUGCGCUGUCUUGGGUACCGUUGUGGGAAGCAGACGCUUUUGUUCGGGAUGGCGACCACGCUGUCGCCUUGUACGUGUACGAUGAGUACUCUUCGAGUAUCAUUGGUGGCAAGGGAGCAUAUCUUGCGCUACCGCCUUGGCAUGACAAGGCCGAUGCUUCCCAAGCAAGCGCGGCCACCAUCUCAUUACGAACUUUCCUUUGCAGCACCGAGUAUUCCCAAGAUCCGACUCUUCUCGGAUUGCUCAACUGGAAAAACUAUCACGGCAAGGAACUGCUAAGUCUACUCGAGCGAUUCGUGUUCGUCCCUGAAAUCGAGAUCGUGAAACUUCUCAGCAAAGUCUUUGGGUCUCUGUUCGAGAUCCUUGAAGCUUAUGAUGGGAACACCGACUAUGAGGAUCUGAUAUUCUUCAACUUCGUGGUGGUUCUUGGUAUCGCGAGGGACAAGCGCUUCGAAUUGAGCAACAUCAUUGAAGACUAUGCCACUAUCCGACCAAACUGGCCAUACGCCGGAAGAUGCCUGAUCGGCGCUUAUCGACGACUUGUCACCAAUCCAAUGGACGCAGACACCUCAAGGAAGCUCCGUGAAACACUGAAAGUCGGUGACCUCGUGCUACGUCUUGUCAUCGCUUCAACUCUAUCGGACACGUCUCCGAACAAUGGACACCGUGCGAAGGGUAUGCGAGCCUACCAAGACGGUGAGGUCCUCAAGAGGUACUUGGACAGGCUAUUCGUUGCAGUCAUGGCUUUGCUUCGUAACCCCAUGCCUGUGUUGCUGGGUACGCAGACACUGCUUGUCCAACACUUCCAUUCGUGGUUGCCCGAACUCGUCCCGCUUAUGACGCCGAGUGAGGUUCUGGACAUUGCUACCGACCUGCUGGAUGCGUCUGCGCACGCCUCCGGGCGAAUUAUCUAUCACAGGCUCAUCCUCAUGAUUCAAUACAGUCGCUUGGACGUGUUCAAAGCACCUGAAACGCGCACGACAUUGGUUGCCAACACAUUCAGAUGGCUGGCUCCGUACUGGGGUGAUGCUCCCGAAAUUGAUGAUCAAUGGCGAGACCAGGUACGCCUGUGCUGCUCCGUCGUAGCUGCACAAAUGGAGGAACUUGGCGAAGAAAGCUGUCAGUACGUUCCCAAGCUUGUCGAGUCCUACAUUGCACUUCAGAAGUUCAAGCGGAAGCCGAAGCGCGAAUUCAGCCUUCUGUUUCCCAACGUGUUUCCGUUCCCGACCAAGCCAACUCAAAAGGAUGUUAGUGUCGACGAGGCAGUGCUUGAGAUCUCUGCACUUCUCGCUGCGGCUCUGACUUCUGACCGAAAGCUCUACUUUGAUGCCAGUCAGGUCGACAUUACCAGCGUUUUGACACAAGCUCUCAAGGUUGAGAAGAGCAUUCUAUCCUGCGAAGCCUUCCCAGCAAGCUGGCUCAGUCUGCUUGUCAGCCAUCACAAAUACUCUAUUACAGCUUUGGAAAGGAUCUCGGAUGUACUAAUCGAGACCCUUCCCGAUAUUUAUGCGCCUGACACCAGCGAAGCCUUGGACUUUGAUACCGACAUUUGGCAAGCUUUCUUCAAUACCCUGUUCACUGCACUUGCCAGCCCCGCUCUUACCAUGGAGACCUUCCCGGAGCAAAAGCGCCGAGCCAUCUGGAAGAUCGCAGGCGAUGUGCGCGAGCUUGGCGCCAACCUUUUGAAGAAAAGCUGGGACGCCAUCGGCUGGGAUACUGAAGCUGAUGCAAAGAAAGUUCACGGCUUCGAUCGGCUUGGAGGUUACCAAGUCCAAUUCGUGCCCGAUCUUGUCGGCCCUGUUGUAGAGCUCUGCCUUAGUGUUCACGCGAGUCUUCGCGCAGUGGCCGUCGAAGUCCUCCGCUCCAUGAUCAUCAGUGCGUGGGAGAUUGAUGAAGAUUUGUCAAUCAUCCAAACCGCCAUGAUUGACUGUUUGGACAAGCUUUGCCGGACUAAAGUCGUGACCGAAAAUGUUCUGCAGAAGACAUUCAUCCCGGAAAUGGUCGAACAUUUCAAGCCAUACCAGCAGUCCGGAGAUGGCAUUUUCUAUAAUGCCGUCGUCGAGAUGUUCUCCAAGAUGGAAAGCCUCCUAAACAUGCUGGCUACGGUUCACCAGGGCAACUCGAGCAACGACGCGACGCGCCUCGUCGACACGUUGCAGUUGAUGGACUUCUUGAAGAAUGUCCAGUCCGAGGAUGCAUUCAUUCGAUACGUCCAUCAGCUGGUCGACAUGCAGAGCGAUGCCGGUAACCACGUCGAGGCAGGUCUGGCAUUACAGAUGCACGCCGAUCGAUACGAAUGGGACCCUGCACGCCAACUCGCCGCCGUGGCUUCGCCAAGCAUACCAGCACAAUCUGCGUUCGAGCGCAAAGAGGCGUUGUACUUCCAAAUGUGCCAGAAUUACGAAAAGGGACGAUCUUGGCAACGUGCGCUUUCAGCGUACCGCGAGCUAUCAACACAGUACGAAAGCAAUACUUUUGACUUCUCCAAACUUGCACGAGCACAACGGGCUGUCGCCAGCAUCCAUGAGCGCAUCGCCAAGGGUGAUCGAGCCAAUUCACGAUACUUCCGUGUCUUGUUCCGUGGCACAGGCUGGUCUGCCACGCUUCGGGACAAGGAAUAUAUCUUCGAAGGAUAUGCUAAUGAUCGAUUGUCUACGUUUGAGGAGAGAUUGCAAGGAAUCUAUCCAUAUGCUCAAAUCUCGCGUGGCGAAUUGGCCUCUGAUGUUGACGGGCAACACCUCCAAAUAUUCGCCGUCAGUCCCAACAAGGAUCUCACGCACGUCGUUUACCAACGCACCAAGGUUUCCCAAGCUGUGCGCGAAUAUGCCCUCAUGUCGAAUCCUCAGAAGUUCACCACCAGCUCCCGCCAACCGGCGCUCGACAUUCCGAUCACGGAACAGGCGGUCGAGAAGACAAUCUACACGACCGUGGAGCAGUUCCCUACGCUUCUCCGUCGUAGCGAGGUUGUUGCAACCGAGACUGUCGUCCUGUCUCCUGUCGAGGCUGCGCUUGAGCGUACAACGAGGAAAACACAAGAGCUCCUCGCCAACGAGAAAUUGGCUGCACCAGGCGAGGACGAAGGUGCCAGGGAGCGCCUCACAGAAGAUCUCUUCGCGUCUGUCGAUCCAAGCUCGGACAGCAGCGUUGCCCGAUACCGCAAUCUCCUCAAGACUCCUGAAGACGCGGACGCCACUUCAGGUGACGUCGAGCCGGACGCGCUUGAGAAGAAAGAGGAGGAGCUGGACCCUCUGCAGCUCGCACUGAAAGUCGCCCUCCUAGAUCACGCUCUCGCCAUCAAACGGUGCCUUGGCGUGUACAAGAAGCCCCAGCAUCUCGCCACAAAGGCCCAGCUGAUUCCUCGCUUCGAAUCCGCUUUUGCGCCUGAGCUCGCCAACUUGUUCUUACAUCGCGAUGGCCUGUUCGACGAGGAGCCAGAAGAGUCCCCCUUUGACAGUACUGGAGAUGCGUCGCGCAACGGACACGUCUCGACAGGUGCCGAGCAGAACGGCGAGCGCGACAACACCGCCGACCAACGUCUCGGACGCCGUAGCUCUAUCCCUUUCCUGCGGCGCGGCAAUUCGCGUCAGAGGGCCGAGGAGAACGGUCGCGAAUCCCGGGUUGGACGUUCUCGUGAGCGGAGCUCGAGUCGCCGACGUCUGAGCAUCUUCCGCUCCAACCCCGCCGACUCCGGGGUCGCGAAAAAGCACACGAGCUACCGACAAAGUGCCAAUCCCCAACCGGUCACAUCAACAGGCGAAACCUAGACAUGAUCUGAAAGAUCAUCGAUGGGAGGGAAUCAGUAGCGCCCGAGGGUGCGCAUCAAAAUGCUAUUUGAACCUUUCGUUGUCAUCUGUCUCGAAUGUUGACUGGAUACCUUGUUGUCUUUAGUUGUUUUUAUCACUCCUGUUUGCGAUUUUUAAUCUAUUUUUUUAUGUACGCAUUUUUUCACAUUGGCACUUUUCCACAUGUGAUCAUGUCGCGAGAUGUGUCCGCACGUAUUCGCUCCCCCUGAAAAAAACGGUCUGGUUUGCAUUCAUUUGUAUUUGUGAAAGGUCUACGCAUGCAAGUGUUCACUGACGAGGCUAUCACAAGUGGUCGAUGUAGAUCUGCUCAUAAGCGGGACAAGGUUUCCAGGUUUCGGUGAGACGGACGCGGCGCGGCACGGCAGUCGUCAUUGCACAUGUCAGCUCCAACUUCAAGGGACGAGCUCACCACCAGGAUGAUGCAUUUCUACAAAAC